AUGAAUCAUUCAACACAAUUAUCCUUGUUGCUUCUGAUUUCUUUAACCUUUAUUUCUCAUGCCAUUUCUGGUUCACCCACACCAAGUACCAAGUUGUAUGAAGUUGUAUGCAAUGAUGCUGAGAAAGACCACGAUCGUUGCUUGAAACUCAUACAAGACACCCCUGAAAUCACUUCAGCAAAAGACUAUCCUACCCUUUGCAAGGCCAUCUUUCGUUUGGCAGUAAAGAAGAGUACAUCUGCACAAAAUGAAGUGCAAAAAUUGGUUGGAAAAUACCCUUCUUCUAAAGCCAUCAAAGAAUGUGCAACCUUUGAUUACGCUCAUUUAGUUCAGUCAUUCGGACUGCUUAUUAAAGAAGUGGAUGAGGAUGCUAAAAGUGCAAACUAUGAUGCAUUCGUAAAUACUGAUCAUAUUGAUGAAUGUGAAACUAAACUCAGUAAUGAACACACAGUUGAUCCUACUAUUAAUACAAUUAAUAAUGAUAUGAGAUUUCUUUGUCAUGUUUCAUAUUUAGCCACAAACCAUCUUGAUUUGAACUGA
Messenger RNA from Vicia faba (fava bean), 540 nucleotides. Lineage: Eukaryota; Viridiplantae; Streptophyta; Magnoliopsida; Fabales; Fabaceae. The record is from the annotation of a GenBank genome assembly.